GCAUUCACUUCGUCAGCGCUGUCAGUAAAGAACGGGGAAAAAAUUCUGCACGCAUCUAAAGUUCUCAGUGAUAAGUGUGAUUUCUUUUUGGCUAAAUACUUUAAAACUAAAGUGCGCUUAACGUGUGGAGAAAGUAAUACCUCGCGCCAUUUUCAGUGCAUGUCAGAAUCGUUUUCUAUUUGAUAUUUAUUCACGACUUUAAAACAUGGCGUCAUCCAGUUCGAAUAAUUUGAUUCAGUCGAAUCAGCACCAUUCACAGCACCGUAGUCCUUUUACGAAGAUUAAGCAGGAUUUCGAGCUGAACGUUGCUGCUCCACCAUUCGUUUGCCCUGUUAGAGCCUCAACGUUUGCUCGUGCGUUACGCGGCGGGGAAAGCAUGCCCGAAAUCGGUUAUAUCGGCCCAACCCAACUUCCGGUCAACAGCCGGGUUUGGAGCAGCAUUUCCAGCUAUCCCUUGGAUCAGUUGGCUUCGUACGAAAGUACAACUUCCAAUAAAUUGUUCCAGUAUUACCAAAAGCAGCAACAUCGAGGAGUUUCUCCAACGCCCUCUUCGAACUAUGAACCAUUGCACCAGUUCGGACCAACAGUACUCGCAAAUGGCAUCAUUCAACUGCGUUUGCGCAACUCCGUGGUCAUCGAGAUGACAAUAGACCAUUCGGUAAAACUGAUGAAUCAUCACGAACGAGUCACCAUCGCACUGUCCAGCACGGGGACCUCGUCUGCACUGACACAUCCGAACGGGAUCGUCUUCCAGAACGGGUCGCGCGUUGAUAUUGUGGUGUUCGAUGGUAGAAAGAAGAACCCCUAUGUUCGUUAUGCCAAAAUGUGGCACAAGGGAAUCAGCCUAACGAGUGAAGGUUGUGCUCUUAUUUAUCUGGUCGAUGCAGCCGGAACCCGCACUACGUCGGAUGCAAUCAACAUCGAUCCAAAGGUCGACUAUAUCAAUCCGGUGUUCCACAACGGGUCGCGGAUUGGUACUCAGUUCUAUCAGGAGGCAAAUCAGAUUGCCCAGUGCUGCAACUUUUGGCUAAAUGAUGACGGUACGGAGAUCUUCCAUCUCAACGGAUUUCGCAUUCAGCAAACUGUGGAUGGUUUGGUUAAGGUUGCCAGAAUGAACAAUCGGUGCAACAUUCGGACGAGCCCUACUAAUGGUUCGGCUACGAUUACAACAUCGUACAUCCACUGCACCGCCUCAAUGGGACAGACGUCGCAUCUCUUCGUACGUCGCGAAGAACGUCGCAUGCAUUUUGAUGGGUCGUCUUUCGUCGUUCGCAAUGCGGGCCAUUCGGCUGGAUUUGAUGAGUGGAAUCGACUACGGGUAUACUAGAUGGAGGAUAGAAAGUUUCCCUAAUAAUUAUACAGGAAAAAGCGUUCAGUACUAAUCACUAUUCAGCUUAAUCAAUUUUAAAUUAGUGAGAAGUGAGAGACACAAACGGGAGAACGCACUAUACUAGGUUUGCCUAAAUUUAGUCUAUUGGACCGAUGUUAUGCGAAGUCUUCACUGACAUCAGAACCUUCGGAAGUAAACUCCCAGCUAGUGUAUAUGUAGACCAUAGAGGAGGAUAUACAAAUUUGAUUAAAUUAAAUCUAAAUUAUUUUUCGUUGCGAUUA
This is a messenger RNA of Toxorhynchites rutilus septentrionalis, 1611 nucleotides long. RefSeq lists its product as uncharacterized. Bases 206 to 1327 code for a protein of 373 amino acids. Lineage: Eukaryota; Metazoa; Arthropoda; Insecta; Diptera; Culicidae. The transcript is spliced from 6 exons. The record is from RefSeq and is a predicted model, not a curated record.